AUGACAGCCAAGUUCAUGCCGGAGGACUCCAAGAUACAUCGAUUCACGACGCUUCCCGCCAACGGAUGGGACAACGAAGAAGUCGUAGCCGAACUGGAGAAACUCUCCAGCAUGGAACACGUCCGCUGGGAAGACGGACGAGUUAGCGGAGCAGUCUACCAUGGCGGACGCGAAAUGAUUGAGCUUCAAAAUAAAGCUUACGGGGCAUUCACCAUUGCGAAUCCUAUCCAUCCGGAUGUCUUUCCCGGUGUGCGUAAGAUGGAGGCCGAGAUUAUCUCAAUGGCUCUUGCGCUGUUUCACGCACCGAAUGAUGCCGCGGGUGCCACUACGAGUGGAGGCACCGAAUCGAUCCUCGCGGCCUGUUUGGCUGCUCGUGAGCGAGGUCGCAUUGAAAAAGGUAUUCGGAAGCCAGAGAUGAUCAUUCCCACUACCGCGCAUCCGGCGUUCCGGAAAGCCGGCCAUUAUUUCAACAUCCAAAUCCACGAAGUCGACUGUCCUGCGCCGUCGUACCAGGCCGACGUGCGAAAGGUCUCACGGCUUGUGAACAGCAAUACGAUCCUCUUAGUUGGUUCGGCACCCAAUUACCCCCAUGGAAUCAUCGACGAUAUCACUACACUCUCCCGCAUUGCUGAGUCACGAAAGGUUCUCCUGCAUGUCGACUGCUGCUUGGGGUCGUUCAUGGUGUCAAUUCUAGAGAAAGCCGGGUUUGACAGCGUGCCGUUUGAUUUUCGGCUGCCCGGGGUGACGUCCAUCAGCUGCGAUACGCACAAGUACGGGUUCGCUCCGAAGGGCACCAGCGUGAUCAUGUACCGGACGAAGCAGUUACGGUCAUACCAAUACUACAUCGCCCCAGACUGGUCCGGAGGAGUGUAUGCAUCGCAGGGGAUGAUGGGAUCGCGCGCGGGGGCUCUCCUGGCGGGCUGUUGGGCGAGUAUGGUGAAGCAGGGGGAAGCGGGAUACAUCGAGGCCUGUCGACGGAUUGUCGGCUGUACGAAGCGAAUUGAGAGGACACUCCGCGAGGCACCCCUGGGUGAUCAUCUCCAGGUGAUCGGAAUGCCGAUGGUCAGCGUGGUCGCCUUUACAAGUGCUACUGUGAAUAUCUGGCACAUUGCUGACGAGAUGAGUGCGCGGGGGUGGCAUCUUAACGCCCUUCAGGAUCCUCCGGCUAUCCAUAUCGCCGUGACGCUACCCAUUGUGCAAGCAGCCGACCAGCUGCUAGCUGAUCUACAGGAGGUGGUAGAGGCAGAAGUUUCGAGGAUUGAUAGAGGGGAAACAGGCCAAGGAACGCCGGGCAAUUCUUUUGCAUUAUAUGGGGUGGCUGGCAGCAUGCCCAACAAGGGGGUUGUGGUCAAGUUGAUCAGGGGAUACUUGGAUUCUCUGUACUCUGCAUAG
Molecule: messenger RNA, 1392 nt
Organism: Aspergillus tanneri
Lineage: Eukaryota; Fungi; Ascomycota; Eurotiomycetes; Eurotiales; Aspergillaceae
Exons: 3
Coding region: 1-1392 (463 amino acids)
Biological process (GO): carboxylic acid metabolic process; sphingolipid catabolic process
Cellular component (GO): endoplasmic reticulum
Molecular function (GO): sphinganine-1-phosphate aldolase activity; pyridoxal phosphate binding
Source: RefSeq, a predicted model, not a curated record